Messenger RNA from Cygnus olor (mute swan), 2184 nucleotides. RefSeq names its product DnaJ heat shock protein family (Hsp40) member B8 (gene DNAJB8). Gene Ontology annotation, molecular function: Hsp70 protein binding. The record is from RefSeq and is a predicted model, not a curated record. Lineage: Eukaryota; Metazoa; Chordata; Aves; Anseriformes; Anatidae. Bases 1406 to 2080 code for a protein of 224 amino acids. The transcript has a single exon.
CACAUGCUCUUUCAUACGGCCAGCUCUCGACUCCUUCCCCACGUGCUGGAUGAUGGAAACGAGGGCAGUGAUCUGCAACACGUGCUGCCACCAGUAGGUGUUUAUGACAGGGUUACAGGCAGCCGAGUUCUUGUUACUGACACUUCCUUGGAGACCUCCUUCCUGCAACGACUCCCUGCGUAGAUAUGUUAUUUCCCACAGGAAUGGCAAAUCCAGGGAACAGAAACAGAUGCAGGAUAGCCACAGACUGGAUCGGCGAAGCUCAGCUCCUCAGGCUGAACCUGUCUGUACUGAGCUCAUGUGGCAUCCCUGCCGUAUGUGUAUGCACCUGGGGCCAACCACCCAAAAAGCACACAGAAAAGAGGCUGAGGUUGUCAAUGAACUUCAUCCUGGGCAUUUAUUCAGGUACUAACAAGGGAGUUAAGCUCUUCACGAAGUGUUAGAUUUGGCUAUAAAUUCAGAAGAGACCACAAUGGUCAUCUAAUCAGGAUUUUUAGAUAAAAUGUCCACUCUAGGUUUAAAAAUGGCCACAUGAGGAGGAUUCCAGUGAUUCACUACCUGCACGCUGAAGGACAUGCAACAUUUUUGGAGUUAGACUUUGCUAGUGCCACCUUGCCCAGUCACUGCCUUGCCUGACAGCCUGAAGAUCCCUGUACCACUGACUGUCUGUUCCCAUUCACGUUCUUAGAGGCUAGGAUGAAGCUAGUGUUGAACUUCCUCUUAAUACCGAGAAACAUUCCCUGAAUAUAUCACUCCAGAGCAUGUUUUCCAAAUCCUUAAUUACGUUUUAUGGGUCUUCCCUGAGCCUUAUCCAACUUAUCAACACUCUUCCCAAACUGUGGGAAGCCAAACUGCAAACAGCUUUCCUAUGGCUGCUGCCAUAGGGCAAUAACACCCUAUAGAUGUAAGAUGACCUGACUGCACAACGCUUCCCUGGACGGCACACAAAAGUACAGCAUGUAUCUGAGAAUCCCACCUUCGGGCAGGUACAGGCAGAAACCGAGCUGAUGGAGCCUUACGCCACAGCUGUGAUACCACAGUCCCAUGGGGCGACUACAACACGUGUACGACAUCAGCUUGAAAAUGCAAGGCCGGUGACAACCCAUUCCACCCCAGAAUGAAGUCAGAUCAGCCGAGCAGUGGUUGGCUGAGCCCCCUCUGAGGUCAUAAUCCCACGAUUUGGGAACAACAGGCUUCAAAAAAAGGCUAUUUUUACGGGACUUGCCUCCUGUAACACCACAGGACGGAGCGGAGCAAGGGGUGAACCUAGUGUCCACCUGUCCCCAAGGCACACAGUGGCAGCGGGUGUCCAGUUGUGUCUGGAAGCUGGACACCCCCAGGCUUCAAAUCCUUGGUGGGAGAGAGGCAUCAGGCAACUUCCAAACAGCCUCACCUCACUUCUGAGAUGGUGGACUACUACAAAGCCCUUGGACUGCAAAAAAACGCCUCCCAGGAUGACAUUAGGAAAUCCUACCGCAGACUGGCACUACAAUGGCAUCCUGACAAGAAUUCCAGCAACAAGGAGGAAGCCGAAAAGAAAUUCAAAGCUGUCGCUGAGGCAUACGAGGUUUUGUCUGACCCUCAGAAACGGUUGCUGUAUGACAGGUCUGUUAAGGAGAGCAGAUCCCACAGAGCAAGAAGUCCCUCGAUGGGCCAUAACAGCUUCUUUGAUGCCACUUAUGUAUUCCAAGACCCCAAUGAGAUCUUUAGGGAUUUCUUUGGAGGGAUGGAUCCCUUUGUGGAUGUUUUCUGGGACCCAUUUGACAACAUCAGAAACGGUGAUGAAAACAAGCACGGUCCAAGUGGAAGAGGAAGCUGCUCCCAUUUGUUUUCUGACUUCGUGCAGUCUUUCAUGCCAUUUAAUCCAUUCAGCCCCAGUGAGCAGCCCACCUUCUCCUUUGCUGAGGACAUGGCUGAGCCACACAGUUUCAGGUCAGUCUUAACCACUACUGAAGGGAUCAACGGCAAGAGGGUCACCACCUGGAAAAUCAUUGAGAACGGGCAGGAGAGAAUAGAAGUAGAAGAAGAUGGCCAUUUGAGGUCUGUGACGAAAAAUGGAAGAGACCACCUGAAAUUAUAAUGUCCCCCAGCACAUGUAUCAACUGCAAGCUGUGGGACAUGCCCUCAUUGCUCAGCAGAUGGGAUCUACUAUGAGCAGUAUUAAUAAAUGCUGAGUUCAUGACA